CUGUAUGAUGUACUGCUCCACACACAUCUCCGGAAUGUGAACACAAAAACAUGUCUGUGGAGACACUUCUACUUAGACCAAGAUAAAGAGUUACAAAAUGCCAUGUGGCAGAACAGUGUAAUUUUUUUUCUCUCGUUCUUUUAUCACUGCCUUUUAAUGAAUAUCAAUAGUCCCAUUUCUCUUUCAGCUAGGGUGGUUCAAGCAUUGCUACACAUCGGGAUAUUUAAAUGGAUGUUAUGUGCCUGAGUGAUUAAUUUGCAAGAUGCUAUGUGAUUGAAGCAUUAGAAUUGCAACAUUUACAGCUGUCAGCCAGAAUGCCUGCCUGCUCCAUGCAGGGCUGAGGCAGAUGUCUACUGUGUGUGAUGUCCAAUGGUUCUUGUGCUACUGUUACAGAAAAUAAAGGAAGACAAAAAUAGACUUCACAUUCGGCACUGCUUGCAGUCUGAGAACUGCACAGAGUAUAUGAAGAAAGGUAACUGUAAGAAGAAGAACUUCACAAUCACUUUUAGCACAGACAGCCUGUGAACUCCUUUCCAGUUUCUUAAGCAGAAAAUCUCCAAAGUUAAGUUAUUCUACAUACACUAAAUGAAGCCUUUCUUCUGAUGCAGAAGAUCAUCCCUUCGAGCAAUGCUUGUCUGGGCCUUCUGCACGCUGUCUGUCUGGGAGAGAGAGUACACAGGCAAAACUGGACCUCACCUUGCUAAAGUACCUUGCUCAAGAACACGGCUUGGCUACAUUCAUGACAGCAGUGAUACUAUCAAACAGAAACGAGUUUAUAGUUUUUUUACUUCGAACCUGUAAACUGUAACUGUUUCUUCCUGUACAGACCAAACUAUGAGUCAGGUGAGAAAGAGAAGGUGGGAAGAAUCAUUUUGUGGAGCAGCCUGUCUUAGCAAUACUGGGGGAGGUUAGGCCAACUGUUACAUUAACGGGGGUGUCUCAGUUAAGCAUCUUAAUGACUUUUUUGACUCAUUCUUCACCAGCAAUGCUCUAGCCACGCUGCCCAAGCUGCAGAAAGGAAAGCCUAGGACUGAAAGAAGGAAGAACCCUCCAGUGUAGAAGACCACAGUUGAGGCCAUCUAAGGAACUUGAAGGUGCACAAGUCCAUGAGACGUGUCUAUGAAUCCUAAGGGAACUGGUGGAUCAAGCUGCCAUCCUAUUUAAGACAUUGUGGCAUAAGCCACAUUUUUUUAAAUGGAAGAAAGUAAGAUGUGGGGAACUACAGGCCAAUCUGUCUCAACUUUAUGCCCAGCAGAUCAGGGAUCGUAGAGCAGAUCAUCCUGGAAACUGUGCUAAGGCACACGGAGAACAGAGGUGAUUGGUGAGAGCCAGCAUGACUUCACUAAAGGCAAAUUAUGCCUGAAAAGUUUGGUGGCUUUCUAUGGCGGGGUUACAGCAGUGGUGGAUAAGGGGAGAGCAAGUGAUAUCAUCUAGCUGGAUCUGUGCAAAGUAUUUGACACUGUCUAGCACAGCAUCUUUGUUUCUAAACUGGAGAGAAAUGAGUUUGAGUGAUGGAUCACACAAUGGUAAGGAAUUAAAGGCUUGUGAACAACAGCUCCAUGUUUAAGGUCUCUUCCAAUCCAAACCACUCUACAAUUCUAUGACUUCUGGUUUCAAAUGCAGUAAAUUAAUAAACGCAAACAAAAAGUUUGGAGUAAAGGGGAAAGCUCAUAAUUCAGGACUUAAUUCAGUGUUAUGUUAUAAAAGGAUAGGAUGAAAAUCUGAUGAGGCAGGCUAUGCCAUAGCUGCAUAUUCUUCUACCUUCCUCAAAAGCACCCACGGAUGGUAAUUUCAGAUUAAAAAAUACCAGAUUUGAAAGAUGGCAGUGUUUCAUAUAUUGUGGGCUUUGUUUUUUCUGGGUCAGGCACAAAAAUGAUGUGACUCAAUCGGAAAGAAUUUGAGAUAUAUCAUGGAGAGAUUGCAGACCUCGGAGCAUUCUGCUGUUUUCACUCUGUUUGUGUAGACAUAAGCUCCAUGCUUUGUUAGCAGGAAUUACAAUUGAAUGAGAUAUGCUAGCAAACAUAUUUAUGGGCAACUUUUGGCUGAGUGCACAGGUUGCCUUACAGUUUUUUAUUUUGAUUCUGUUUGACAUUACAGAGAUAUACUGUAUGGUAAGUGUAGGAUUAAUGACAUGCUCAAGCAUUACGGAAUGCUAAAAGUGCUUCAGUUUUCUACAAUUAUCACAGAAUAUUACCUGUAGAACAGCCAACACAGUUCCUCAGAUUUCUCUUCUGGCUAAGAUCCAUGUUCAUUCAAAUAUGGAAACUGGCUAACAGCUUGCUUUAUCCAUUUCCUAAUGCUCUACGAAGGUCACUUAAUAUAUUGUUCUUUCAUCACAUUGCCAUCUGAUUUGAUUGAAUAGCAGAUUCUAAGUUAUCUUCCUAAAUCUUUCAGUGCGUGUAUAUAUGUAUUCAGUGAAGUAGCCUACAGGUCUCUUGAGUAAUCAGACCUUCCAGUGGCAACUCAGAAAGGACAAGAAGAAACAGGGCAUUUACUCAUGGGUGUGUCAAGGAGUCUGGUGUGAGCGUGGAAGAAGAGGGUGUGUUUGUGCGAAGGGAGUCAACCAGCCCUGGAAGCACAGGGUGUGGUUGGGACUCAGACUGUAUAACGGGUAGGCUGACAUGGCUCAUCUGUCCGAACGCAGCACGGCGAGGCUGACAUGAGUGAAUCUCAGUGCUGAAUGCACAUCCAGAAGUGCAGAUGGCUCCACAGACUGGCUCCACAGUAAAGGAAAGGAAACCUGUUUCAACCUUUCUACAGCUUUUCACUUGGGACGAGAUCCGAAUCCACAACGGCCGUGGCCCAAGUAAGGAGCAGUGGCUGGUGAUUGACAGGAACGUUUACGACGUCAGCAGUUUUUCCAGACGGCACCCUGGAGGCAGCCGGGUUAUUGGCCACUAUGCCGGACAAGAUGCAACGGAUGCCUUUGUAGCAUUUCACAGUGAUAAGGCUCUGGUGAAAAAAUACUUGAAGUCUCUGCUGAUUGGGGAACUGGCACCAGAUCAACCCAGCUUUGAGUCUAACAAAAAGAAAUCACUUUUAGAAGACUUCCGUGAGCUGCGCUGCACUGUUGAGAAGAUGGGACUUCUGAAUCCAGAUUCCACCUUUUUCUCCCUGAUUUUCCUUCACCUCCUGGUACUGGAUGCUGCAUCCUGGCUGACAGUCUGGUACUUCGGGAUAUCAUUAGUGCCCUUCGUUGUUGGCAUGGCAUUCUUCACCAUUGCUCAGAUCCAGAUGGGCUGGUUCCAACACGAUCUGGGGCACUGCUCUGUCUUUAGGAAGCCUAAAUGGAACCAUCUGCUGCAGAUCAUUGUGAUAAAUACCCUGAAGGGUUUACCGGCCAGCUGGUGGAAUCAUCUGCACAAUCAGCACCACGCCAAACCCAACUGCUUCCGCAAGGACCCCGAUCUCAACAUGCACCCUCUCCUGUUCAGCUUGGGAAAGACACUCUCUGUAGAGCUUGGAAAAAAGAAGAAGAAGUUCAUGCCUUACAAUUAUCAGCAUAAGUAUUUCAGCUUAUUGGCCCCACUUGCACUUAUACCCUUCUUCCAGCUGUCCAUAUUCUACUUUGCAAUCAGGAAGAAAAAGUGGUUGGAACUGUUACUGGUGGUGUCUUACAACAUCCGAGUCUGCCUCAUGUAUAUUCCUUUAAUGGGAUUUAACAAUUUCAUGGUGUACUACUGGAUGUCCAGGUACCUAGAGAGUACAUGGUUUAUUUGGGUCUCGCAGAUGAACCACAUUCCAAUGCACAUUGAUUAUGACAAGAACAAUGACUGGGUAUCUACUCAGCUUCAUGCAACAUGUAAUGUGAACCAGUCUUUUUUCAAUGACUGGUUCACCGGGCACUUGAACUUCCAAAUUGAGCACCACCUUUUCCCCACAAUGCCUCGACACAACUACUGGAAAGCAGCUCCUUUGGUGAAAGCCCUUUGUGAUAAGCACGGCAUUGAGUAUAAAAGCAAGACUUUACUCAGAGCUUUUGUAGAUAUUUUGAACUCACUGAAAGAGUCAGGGGAACACUGGCUUGAAGCCUAUCUGCAUGGAUAGAUGCUGGCAGCUCUUGAAGGGAAUUUCUUCGCCAGACAACCGCUGCUGCAAAGAAUCAGCACAGAUCAGCAGAGUGUUUGUGGCUUCUGACAUAGGAACUUGGGAACUGGGUGAAGCUAAUUGCAGUAAGAAUGAUGGGUGGGGAAGUGGAUUAAAGAUAUUUUUUUUUCAUUGUUCUGAACCACGAUAUCUCUAUUUUUUGCUGCUCUCAAACUCAGUAUUCAGAGCCAUGACAAACUGGGUCUUUAAAUUUGGGAGUCGUAGCUCUUGAAUCAGCUGGAUCAAUUCACUGUGUAGGUGGGGCAUAAAACACCUCAACUCCUUUAUUAUGGGGAAAGUUUAAAUGGCAAUUCUUAGCAUUUUUGGCUUAAUGGCUCAGUGAAAAUGGAAUUAGAUAAAGCAGACUGCAGGAAGUCAGAACACAUUAGGAUGGGAGGAUCUUCAUGGGAUAUUCCAAGAUUGGUAAGUAUGCAAAGAACAAGAUGGCCUGCAGUAUGUUGUCGUGUCUAGUGAUCGUAUGUGCACCACUUUCUCUUACUAGUUAACUGAAGUGUUAUAACUGGUGCUGUUCGUGAAAUGCAUGGGGAAGUAGAUAACUGGAUGCUCCAUUUUACUUCUCUAAGACCUAAUUUGAAUAUGGUCCAAAAAGUCUGUAUAGUAUGUAUAAUUUAUAUGUAUAAAUAUAUAUAUUUUAUUGUGUACUGUCUGAUUAGCUUUCUGAUUUGAUGUGUUAUGUGUCUUUGCUGAUGUUAGAUUAGCUUUAAAAUUCUUAGCUUCAGUAGAUCUACUUUGAAUGAGCCUUGGAAAUGUAGGCACUGGGGGGUGGGUUCGGAUCACAAGGGUUUAUAGGGUUCUAUUACUUUUAUUGACUUUUACACGUAUUAUUUUCCCUCUAAAUACCUUCCAGUGAUUUCAAGGACAUAUGAGUAUUUACAUACAUGAGCCAUGAGGUAACUGAGUACAUCUGUGGCUCCAUCCCUGUAUCCUGAAAAACAAUUAAAUCAUACCUAAUUCUGUAAUUCCAUGCAGUCCUCUCUGGCCUUUACAGUUUUUUUUUCCUCCAUUUCAGCAUCCCAAAGAACUAACUCUUACAGGUUUUGUACCUGUAAGCUGUUUGGCCCCUCCAAGAGGAAGGGGAAGGACCUAGCCCCUCCAUACUUAGGGUUCUGCAAAGCUGCUUCUAGCGGAAAGCAUAAUGACUACAAGGUAUAGUAGGUCUCCUUAGGAAGAGUAUAUGACCUCUGAUUAAUGUGGCUGAUCUUGAUUUAAUUAUAACAUUUUCUAGUAUGAAUCAUAACAAAUUUAGUUCAGUAGGAUACAGUUGAGCCUUACUAGCAAAACCUGAAUUGUAUUAUAUUCACCUAAAUGUCCUGAAACUAUGAAUGUAGUCUGCAGUGCUGAGUAUACAAUUUGCCCAUAAAAGCAAAGACCAAGUGGAAGAAAAGUGAUUAUUUUCCUCUGCCAUUCACACCCAGAAUUCUAUGCCCUUGGCUUUCAGUGGGCAAACCGCUCAGGGAAGGAAAAAGGGGAAGACCUUAAAGGGAAAAAUUAUUGUGGACAACCAGACAUAUCUGCAACCCACUGAUGAUUAAAUUACAGGCAUUACAAAUUUCAGACAACAGCAGUCCUCUUCCAAGUAACAAAUAUUAUCAAAUUCAUAAGGUAAAGAUCCUAAGAAGAAUUUUGGACUUAAUUUUCUUCUUGCUUUUUUAAUUUUAUUAAUUAUUCUGUUUUAAGAACAUUGGCUUUAUUUAUAACUUAUGUGUGUAUGUGCAGGCCUAGUAAUAUUAUUUUGGUUAUUUCCCAAUAAUUGCUGAUACAUAUCGUUGAAAAAGGUUAUGAUUAAAAAGCACUGUUGUUCAAAAGCUAGUUAGAAUGUGCUUUGAAAGCCUUUUCUAACUACUACAAUCUAAAAUAAUUCUGUGCUCCCAACUCAAAGGUCAGUUAGCCACAACUUCGUGCAGGAGUAGAAAUAUUUUUAUAAGGAGUAUUUAAGUGGUAGUACUUUCUUAAGAUGAAUGCAAGUGUUUCAUUACCUGCACUAUUGUUCUGGUAUUAAGGAUUCUGGUGAUGUUUUUACUAUUUUUUAUUUUUUAACCAAUGGGACAUGAAAGCUGUGGUGAUUAGAUCUGGAUUUCUGCUGAAAUUCCCUGAAGACAAGACUAACACAAAGUAGUUCUUUCUGAUGUCAGCCUCAUGAAUCAAUCUGAUUCUUUGUCCCAUUUAGCCAGCAUUCUAUUUGUUUGACUGUAGUAAUUUAUUCAGUCAGUUUUUUGCAACCUCAUUUAAAUCAAGAUGUUUUUGCCUCUUUAGCUGAUCUAACAGUGUGCUGCUCUAUGUGAAUAUUGAUUUACCUCUUUAUCUGUUUCGUAAAGGUUAUUAACAUACAUGAAACUGAUUUACCUUUGUCUUGUUCUAACAUGGUUCAGAAACUUCAAGGGUUUGGUGUAACCCUUGAUGAGAGGUUAGCAAGCCACUUUAGUUGGCAUUAGAGCUCUUAGCAACAGUAAUGCUCCCUAAAAGACAACAUGUAUAAUCAGGAAUGCAUGGAAGAAAGAAGGAAAUCAGGGAAACUGUUCACAUAAUAUUGCUUUCUUUAGGAGUUUAUACUAAGAUUCUGUUAGUAGUGUUUUUUUCUACACAGGUACACCAAAAUUGUCAGCUUACCAUAGGUGUCAGAGGGUCCUUUCCCUCACAGGGUGGCACAAAUGGCCGCCCUGUGACACAGUCAACAAGUGCCAAGCUUCGGAGGGCCCUAACAGUAAGGAAGGCAGCAAGAACUGCAAAGCAAAAGAAAAGUGUCAUCAGUUGUUCAGAAUUGAGUUCUACUUGCGUGAAUGCAGUGUUGUGCAGAGCAUGCACUGUGCUUCCUAUUAAACAGCAACCCGAUGUCUCUAUUCUCACAGGAAUUCAAAGUUUAAUUUUAUUUGAAAAAAAGGGAAUUAAAAGCCUUGUUAUUGUCCA
Tympanuchus pallidicinctus (lesser prairie-chicken) is the source of this 7011-nucleotide messenger RNA. RefSeq names its product acyl-CoA (8-3)-desaturase-like. Gene Ontology annotation, cellular component: membrane. The coding region runs from base 2701 to 4047 and encodes 448 amino acids. The transcript has 12 exons. NCBI's taxonomy places the organism in Eukaryota, Metazoa, Chordata, Aves, Galliformes, Phasianidae. Gene Ontology annotation, biological process: lipid metabolic process. Gene Ontology annotation, molecular function: oxidoreductase activity, acting on paired donors, with oxidation of a pair of donors resulting in the reduction of molecular oxygen to two molecules of water. The record is from RefSeq and is a predicted model, not a curated record.